AUGUCGAUUUCCUCAACUUUCUCUGUGGCCUGUAAAAGAGCUCUGAGACUACACCUCAGCACACACUCACCACAUCAGCAGCAGGAGGACAGGUUCCUGAUAGUUUCUGUAGAGAAGAUGAAUGGAGAAGACAUAGCUCUGAAUAAGGCAGGAGACAUAGAGGCACAGAAAGGCAAAACGCAUCGCCCAAUGAACCUAAAUCACUAUGCCACUAAGAAGAGUGCGGCUCAGAGCAUGUUGGACGUUGCCUUGCUGAUGGCCAACUCGUCCCAGCUGAAGACCGUUCUCUAUGUGGGGUCUCGUUACCGAUUCUACAUCCCUCUCAUUGUCCUGCUGUCUCUGUCCAUCACGUUACAGGUCAUAGUGGGGCUGCUGCUCGUCUUUAUAGUGAAGUAUGAUCUAAACGAUGUCCGGAAACACGCCAAGUUGAACAGGAUGAACAACGUAGCGACAGUGAUGGUCUUCUUCACCGUCCUGGUCAACAUCUUCAUCACAGCGCUGGGCUUUGAGGGACAUGCUCUCGGGUCAUCAGCAUCACCUAUGGUGGCAAUACCAGAGCCUAAGCUUGUGAUCCAUCCCAUGGACCUUAACGUCACUGGUGGCAUGUAGCCCAGUCUCGCACCAAAAUGAGACAUUUCCUUGUUUACCUGAUUUUGCAAAGCCUUGAAAUUCAAUGGAUCUAACAUUAGAUUAGUGGUGAGCAUCUUCUGUGGAUGCAAAGUGAUGGACCGGAUGACUAAGACCCUGUUUCCAUCUAGCAGUAACAUGUGGUCUGAGUGAUCCGAACACAAGUGGACAGCUCUAAAUACAGGUGAAAACACUGUCAGGAUGCAUUGGAUGUCAAAAAACAUGUUGGGAGGUGUUUCAGGCCACAUGAAUCCACAUUCAGAUAUUAGUGAGAACGGGUAUGUGACUCUUGUCCACAUUAGUGACUCCCUACUCACCUGCUGUCCCCUGCCCCAUUAGAAGUAUGUACUCAUUUGCGAGACAAUUGUGUCAUAAAAGCGAGUAGUU
This is a messenger RNA of Centropristis striata (black sea bass), 1014 nucleotides long. RefSeq lists its product as uncharacterized. Bases 1 to 609 code for a protein of 202 amino acids. Lineage: Eukaryota; Metazoa; Chordata; Actinopteri; Perciformes; Serranidae. Gene Ontology annotation, cellular component: membrane. The record is from RefSeq and is a predicted model, not a curated record. Gene Ontology annotation, biological process: cell adhesion; tissue regeneration. The transcript has 4 exons.